UAAACAGACGUCAGUGGUCUGCGGCUGUAGCUAAUGAGUUUGCUAACUAGCUUUUGUUCGAGGUAAGCAGAACGCGGAAUGUAAACAUUUAGUGUGCGUCACUACAAGGAAGCUCACUAAUAAAACCCCAGCGACACGAGACACUUACUUGAUUUAAGUAACAAAAGGACUACACAGAUCGACCACACCUGCUCCUCCAUCAGAGUUCCUGUCAUUCUCCUCUCCCUCCACUUCCCGGACAGAUUUUCUUCGCUUUUCUCAACAUGGCAGCUGUGUUUCUACUCUGGCUGUGUUACUGAGCUCCAUCUUGGACUAACACCAUGGAGAGAAAACGCAGAAAGAAAUGAUUUUAGCUGCUCAGAACAUUUUCAGUAUGGACUCACUUUUGGAGCUCUGGACCUGAUAUGAUGUUCCAUUCCCCUGACCCUGAACCAGGAUUUAGCUAUUCAGUUGUUAUCUGAAACAGCAUCCUUGCUGCCUGAGCUUGACUGGCCUAUACAAAGCACAAGAUUUGUGCAGUUUCACAGCGCAAAAUGCUCCUACUACCAGUAUGUGUCUCCAUACUUAUGGGGCUGCUUGCAGGCUUCCUGCCUUCCGUGGGGAUGGAGCCAUUGCCAGAGAGCAGAUUUGGUUCUGAUCACACCCAAAGCUUGGAGUCGCCCAAUUCUAACUACUCCCAGCUCACUCUCAAACUCGAGUUCGCAUCUAAGGUGGUGGAACAUGAGUAUAUUGUGGCAUUCACUGGGUAUUUCUCGGCCAAAGCUCGCAGCCUGUAUAUAAGCAGUGCCCUAAGGAACACAAACGAUGGAGCAUUGGAGUGGCACAUUGUUCCCAGGGAAAACCCAGCUUCUGACUUCCCCAGUGACUUUGAGCUGGUCCACAUCCGACAAGCUUCAACCAGCAGUCUGCUGACCUUAGAGGACCACCCCUACAUUAAGAGAGUCACUCCACAACGCAAAGUGUUCCGGUCACUCAAAUACAUUCCUUCACCUGAAACCCCUGCACCAUGUAACAGCACCCACAGGAUGCAGAAAUGGCAGUCAUCCCGGCCUUUUAGAAGAACCAGUCUGUCACUAUGCUCGACUUUUUGGCAUGCAACCGGGCGACACUCAAGCCGGCGGCUGCUGCGAGCCAUCCCUCGUCAUGUUGCCCAGAUUUUGCAGGCAGACGUACUCUGGCAGAUGGGACACACUGGUUCUGGUGUGAAGGUGGCUGUGUUUGAUACAGGCCUGAGUGAGAAACACCCACAUUUCAAAAAUGUGAAGGAAAGGACGAACUGGACCAAUGAGAAGACACUGGAUGAUGGCCUGGGUCAUGGCACAUUUGUAGCUGGAGUGAUAGCCAGUAUGCGAGAGUGUCAGGGUUUUGCCCCGGACUCAGAGCUGCACAUCUUCAGAGUGUUCACCAACAACCAGGUGUCUUACACCUCCUGGUUCCUGGAUGCCUUCAACUAUGCCAUCUUGAAAAAGAUCGAUGUUCUCAACCUCAGCAUUGGUGGCCCCGACUUCAUGGAUCACCCCUUUGUUGAUAAGGUGUGGGAGCUCACUGCUAACAAAGUGAUCAUGGUGUCUGCUAUUGGAAAUGAUGGACCUCUGUAUGGCACUCUAAACAACCCAGCAGACCAAAUGGAUGUAAUUGGAGUCGGAGGGAUCGACUUUGAGGACAACAUCGCAAGGUUUUCGUCCAGAGGCAUGACUACCUGGGAGCUGCCAGGGGGCUAUGGCAGGGUGAAGCCAGACAUUGUCACUUAUGGUUCUGGUGUUCGGGGAUCAGGGAUGAAGGAAGGAUGCCGGUCUCUCUCUGGCACCAGUGUGGCCUCUCCUGUGGUGGCUGGAGCUGUCACACUUUUGGCCAGCACUGUGCUAAAUCGGGAGUUAGUGAAUCCAGCCUCCAUGAAACAGGCUCUGAUUGCCUCAGCCCGCAGGCUGCCAGGGGUCAACAUGUUUGAGCAGGGCCAUGGGAAACUGGACCUGAUCAGAGCUUACCAGAUCCUCAACAGCUACAGACCUCAGGCCAGCCUUUCUCCUAGCUACAUCGACCUGACAGAGUGUCCAUACAUGUGGCCUUACUGUUCUCAGCCCAUCUACUAUGGAGGAAUGCCCACCAUUGUUAAUGUCACUAUUCUCAAUGGCAUGGCAGUCACCGGCAGGAUUGUGGACAAGCCUAUUUGGCAGCCCUACCUUCCUCAGAAUGGAGACCAUAUUGAUGUGGCCAUGUCAUACUCCCCAGUGUUAUGGCCAUGGGCUGGCUAUCUGGCUGUGUCUAUCUCCGUUGCCAAGAAAGCAGCUUCAUGGGAAGGGAUCGCCCAAGGUCAUGUGAUGGUGACAGUGGCAUCACCAGCAGAGAACGACUCUGAAGUAGAAGGGGAACUGACCUCCACAGUGAAACUGCCCAUCAAGGUAAAGAUUGUCCCAACACCUCCACGGAGUAAAAGGGUUCUGUGGGACCAGUACCACAACCUGCGUUACCCACCGGGCUACUUUCCCAGAGAUAAUCUUCGCAUGAAGAACGAUCCACUUGACUGGAAUGGUGACCACAUUCACACAAACUUCAGAGACAUGUACCAGCACCUAAGAAGCAUGGGAUACUUUGUUGAAGUGCUAGGAGCACCAAUCACCUGUUUUGACGCCAGCCAGUAUGGUACAUUGCUGAUGGUGGACAGUGAGGAAGAGUAUUUUCCUGAAGAGAUCACCAAGCUGAGAAGGGACAUUGACAAUGGGCUUUCACUCAUCAUCUUCAGUGACUGGUACAACACGUCUGUCAUGAGGAAGGUCAAAUUCUAUGAUGAAAACACCAGGCAAUGGUGGAUGCCAGACACAGGGGGUGCUAACGUCCCUGCACUGAAUGACCUGAUCUCAGUGUGGGGGAUGGCAUUCAGUGAUGGACUAUAUGAGGGCGACUUCACUCUAGCAGAUCAUGACAUGUACUAUGCCUCAGGCUGCAGCAUAGCCCGUUUCCCUGAAGACGGAAUAGUGAUCGCCAAGAACCUAAAGGACCAAGGUCUGGAGGUGUUAAAACAGGAAACCGCAGUGGUAGAAAGGGUUCCCAUUCUUGGACUGUAUCAGACACCAUCUGAUGGGGGAGGUCGUAUUGCUCUGUACGGUGACUCUAAUUGUAUAGAUGACAGCCACAGACAGAAAGAUUGUUUUUGGCUGUUAGAUUCUCUGCUUCAGUACACAUCUUACAGUAUGACGCCUCCCAGCCUGAGCCACUCUCACAGUAGGGUGGCAUCUCCUACAGCCAGCGAGCGCCCACUGCCACAGAGAUUGGAAGGUAAUCAUCUUUACCGCUAUUCAAAAGUUUUGGAGGCUCACCUUGGAGAUCCAAAGCCCCGCCCGUUACCAGCCUGUCCACAUCUUUCCUGGGCUAAGCCGCAGCCUGUCAACGAGACAGCGCCCAGUAACCUGUGGAAGCACCAAAAGCUUCUGUCUGUGGAUCUGGACAAGGUGGCUCUGCCUAACGUGAGGUCUUACCGUCCCCAGGUCCGACCUCUAUCCCCUGGGGAGAGUGGGGCCUGGGACAUCCCUGGAGGAAUAAUGCCUGGUCGCUAUAACCAGGAAGUGGGCCAAACCAUUCCUGUUUUUGCCUUCUUGGGGGCAAUGGUCGUCCUGUCCUUUUUUGUGGUCCAGCUCACAAAGGCCAAGAGCAAACCCAAACGCAGGAAACCCCGCAUCAAACGCCCCACAUACUUGCAGCAGCAGCAGACAACAAAUGGGAAAAACCCCACAGUUUGACCAAAAGCGAGUGUGAAAAUAUGGCUGGACAACUGGGUUUGACUCCAUAAUGGGUGCAUUGUGGAAGGUCCAGUAACCACGAACGUGUGAAACACAACAAACGUCUAAUAGCGCAUUGAGGAAGACUUCAGUUGGCAGUUGGACCCUCUCCUGUAACUCCCAAGUGUCUCCAAUGCUUAAACGUUUUUCGUGCCAAUUGUCGAUUCAAGGCUGUGAGCGCUUGUGUGUGCUAUGAACUGUUACACACGAUGUGCAACACACACAUACAGCUGGGUUCUGCGUUCCAUGUUUUAAACGUAGAGCUUUCUUUGACCAAACUGAAAUGUCUGACCUUUUAUAUUUAUUGAAUUUAGUUGUACCCUAACACACAGACGCACACACUUUACAUCCAAAAUGUUGGCACACCCCGAAACAGAAACAACUUACACAUACAGUUGCACUCGAAAUUAUUCAACUGUGUAUAUUAUUUAUUUUCAAAGUUUCUAAACUUUCGGUAGAUUACAAUAAACCAACAAAAACAAAUAACUCAAGACAUGGUCACAUUAAACAUUUGAGUGCAACUGUCCGUACUAAUAGACUACCGUAUUCCCAUCUCACAACCGUUGGAUGAUCAUGUUAUAUACCUGUUUUGAAUCUGUUCUUAAACUUUGUAAAAUAAUGAACUCUGGUUAUAUGCUGUUAUUCUCUUUAUCUCACUUAUGAUUUCAUAAAAAAAAAAAAAGCAGCAGUGACAGACUUCCAAAUAUACUCCAACAAUAAAUGAAAAUAAAAAGACAUAAUGUAACGGAUACUCUCUGUACCCUACUCCUAGAUUACUUUGCUGGCAUGCUGUUGUCUGACAGCAAAAGCACAAAAUUGUGUGUUUGUUGCGUUUGUCAAUUAUUCAAUUAAUUGCUUCAUAUUUGUGUAGAAAAGGUGCGGAUGUACUCAAGCAUCAUUAAAUUGGUGUGAGCACAUUCUCCAAGGGAUGAGAAAACUGGAGCGUGCCUAACCCACAACUAAUCACUCUAACAAUCUCCUAAUGGCAUUUUUUGCCCAAGAAAAUAGCCGUUCCACUCUUUCAACGGGCCAUUACUUUGAUGUAGCUCUUAGUAGUACCACCAGGUGGUGCAAAACAGCAAGGCCCCCUAGUGCCCAUAAAAUUGUGGUACUCUUGCUUAUCUCUGCUAAUGUUCUUGAAUGUCACUUAAUCGCCAAACCCCUCCCAGCAAUAUGGUGAAUGUGGCAUUAGUUAAAAAAAUUAAAAAAUGCUGUCAGUUGAAUCGCCUUAUAAAUCUUGUCUAAUGCAAAAUUGGAUCCAUUUAUUACAAAGAACUAAAUAAAAAAAGUCUAAUUAGUGACAGUGACAUGCAAUGAGGUUCAUGGCUGGUGAGGCACUGACUCCUUUGAGAGUUUUUUUUUUGUUAAUGAAAUAUUUCUUACUCCCAUUUAUUUGUAGUCACUGAAAAACAUUUGUGUUCUUACCUUUGUCUGUAUAUGAAGUACCUUCACGCAGUCCUCCAGGAAAAGCUCGGAUUCUUUGUUGUAAAAGCCUGUCACCUCCUGGUGAACUUUGGUAUGUAAUCAUCCAUCUUGGCAAUCAAAUUUAUUCAGCAGAGCAUAAAAAUGUCUUGCAUUUGACUUGCUGCUCCAGCUCUUAAAAAAAAAUAAAAAAUCAGUAUUUUCCUCUCUCUGGAAGGAUGGUAGCGACAAGCACCUUCCAGCUCAUGCACACACCCACCCCUCAGCAUGAAGAGAGUACUGCAAGAGCAUAACAAGAAUAGUGUUAAUAAAUGACCAAAAGGCAUGUAGCUUCUGGAUUGUUGAGAAACAAUAAUGGCGUUCCUUGCUGUUAUGGUCCUGUUAAUGGUUUAUUUGUUUCAGAUAUGCUUAACAACUUACAUUAAAUAACAUCUUAUAAUUUACCUUUGAACAAUUCAACAUAUCUGAAAAUAAGUAGGCAGAAUCAUAGCUUAUUAAGUCUUCUCGAUAUCUAUUAUUGAUUAGUUCACACGUUGAAUAUGCAGACACAAUAAUUCAUGUGUUUACCUGUUGUCAUUGCAGAUUUAAUCCACUUCAAUUUUGUAAUUGCUGGGUUGCACGUGACGUCACAUCCUUGUGCCGUCGUCAUGGGCUCAUACGAGCAUAUUCGUAGCUAAAAGUCAUGUAAAAUCAGAGCGGAAAUGCCGCCGACGUGCGCUGUUGUUACUAAGAAGGUCCGUAAAAAAAAAAAAAAGUUCAAAGAGCAAAGAACGCAUAAAAAGGUGGCUGCUGAAAUACUCUCGUAUGAGUAUAAACACGCCCAAGUUUGUAGUAACCAACAAGUAACAUUUUUACUAGAACCAAAGAAUUGCCUCACAACAUAAAAUUUUAUAUUCGUCAUUUUGUCAUCGCUUCAUCUAAAUGCUCCCGCUGUGCAAGCGCCCAAUUCAUUAAACAUGAUAAAUAUCAGAGGUGUGGAUUCGAGUCAUGCGACACCAUUUUUGAUGACUUUCGACUCUACUUGAUAAUAUUACCAAAGACUUGCAACUCGACUUGACGUCAAAGACUUGGGACUUGACUCAGACUUUAGUCAGAUGACUUGAAAAUACUUGAGAUUUUCAGUGACUGGUGAGUAAAAUGUGUCCCCAUUCAAUGUAUUCAAUUAACAUGAUCGUUAUGUCAUUUCCAGUAAGACGACAUAUUUUCUCUUUGAAUCGGCCUCACUGAAUGCGUCUCUCAGGUUUAUAAUCAGAUUUAGGUACCAACAGCGAAUGGGUCGGUUACAUUUCUGUGCGCUGACUAAAUCCUGAAUGCUAUAUCAGCACUCUUUGGCUGAGUCUUGUAACACGGGUCUUAUUUUAUUAAAAAAAUAAAAUUCAAAUUGCAUUCAUUGUACAUUGUUAAAAUGGCAUUUUAUUUGGGAGACAUGAAACAGUGCUUAUGAGUAGU
Molecule: messenger RNA, 6644 nt
Organism: Dunckerocampus dactyliophorus (ringed pipefish)
Lineage: Eukaryota; Metazoa; Chordata; Actinopteri; Syngnathiformes; Syngnathidae
Gene: mbtps1
Product: membrane-bound transcription factor peptidase, site 1
Exons: 23
Coding region: 534-3734 (1066 amino acids)
Biological process (GO): proteolysis
Cellular component (GO): Golgi apparatus
Molecular function (GO): serine-type endopeptidase activity
Source: RefSeq, a predicted model, not a curated record